Molecule: messenger RNA, 2515 nt
Organism: Zerene cesonia (dogface butterfly)
Lineage: Eukaryota; Metazoa; Arthropoda; Insecta; Lepidoptera; Pieridae
Gene: Rrp6
Product: exosome component 10
Exons: 14
Coding region: 111-2462 (783 amino acids)
Biological process (GO): poly(A)-dependent snoRNA 3'-end processing; TRAMP-dependent tRNA surveillance pathway; nuclear polyadenylation-dependent rRNA catabolic process
Cellular component (GO): nuclear exosome (RNase complex); nucleolus
Molecular function (GO): nucleic acid binding; nucleotide binding; 3'-5'-RNA exonuclease activity
Source: RefSeq, a predicted model, not a curated record
ACAUCGAAUUUGUUUUGUUCAUUCUUCACAAAUCACAGCUCAUCUCACGCGUGUUACAAAAGAAAUAGUUUAGUUUUUUUUCCGUCUUUUUAUUUCGUUUGUGUUACAAUAUGAACUCUGUUUUAAAUCCUGAAGCCCCUGAGUUCUAUCCACAUUUGAAAUCUGUAACACAGGUACAGGAUGGAUACAUGUCAGUAACAAAGACAAUAAAAUCAUCAAACCAUAUGCCAAUAGGCACAUCAUACAGAGUAUUCAGAACUUUCAGUGAUUUCAAUGUUGUAACGUACCAAAUAAGCGAAAAUGUUAUUGUACAAUCAAACAAUAUAGUGGUCAACGAUCUUCCAUCAGUGAAGUUUAAGGCCAAAGAUAAUGAAAACAACACGGAAAAAAUAAUCGACGCCAACGAUUAUAUGUUGGAUCGUAUACACAUUAAUAUAGAUGGCGUUUGUGGAGUUAACACCAGUGCCAAUUUUCUCUCUAAUCCUAGUGGGAAAUGGAACAAUGCACCUGUUAUUACGAAAAUACAGGUGGGGUCAACAAUGUUUAUUGGAGCAAAAAACAUUCCGAGACCACAACUGUUUUUUAAGGACCCAGUUGAUAAUUCCGAAAACUUGUGGGUACCAAAGAUAUCCGAUAAACCGAAUAACAUUAAACCGUUGGCAUUAAAUAUUAUAUAUAAUGAUGAAGGUGAAGCUGUGGGAUAUGAACAUCCAUACAGAAUGGAAUUGGACUUAUACGUGCCGCCGUUUAAGUUUAUAGAUCCAGAUGAAGAAGAACCGAAAAUGAGCCCUUCGUUGGAGAGUACGAAAUUGACGUACAUCGACACCGAAUCACAAGUGGAUGCGUUGGUUGAACAUCUCAGACAAGUGGAUGAAAUCGCUGUGGAUGUAGAGCAUCAUUCAUACAGGACGUACCAAGGCAUUACCUGUUUGAUACAAAUAUCUACUGAAGAUGGGGACUUCAUAAUAGACGCAUUGGCGGUGCGAGAACAUAUACAUAAACUGAAUCUGUCGUUCACAGAUCCAAAAAAAUUGAAAGUGUUCCACGGCGCCGAGAUGGACGUGCUGUGGCUGCAGCGCGACUUCGGCGUGUACAUAGUGGGCAUGUUCGACACGCACCGGGCGGCGCGGGCGCUGCAGCUCACCGCGCUCUCGCUCAAGUACCUGCUCAUGAAGUACUGCCACGUGGACACGGAUAAACGUUACCAGCUGGCCGAUUGGCGCAUCAGACCGAUGCCCGAAGAGCUGAUAGAGUACGCGCGUAUGGACACACACUACCUGCUGUAUAUAUGGCGGCGGAUGAAGGCCGAGCUCUUGGAGAAGGCACAGGGAAAGCCGAAUCUGCUCUUGUCGGUUUUCGAGCAGAGCAGACAGAUUUGUGGCACGACGUACAACAAGACGGUGAUAACGGAGGACAGCCACAUGCCGCUGUACGUGCGAUCCAAGAAGUCGUUUGACUCGCGGCAGAUGGCGGCGCUGCGGCUGCUGUACAAGUGGCGCGAUUCGCAGGCGCGGGAACUGGACGAAAGCACAUCCUACCUAUUGCCGAAUCACAUGUUGCUAGCGCUCGCCGAGGCACUACCGCGCGAAGUGCAGGGUGUGAACGCGUGCUGCAACCCGAUGCCGCCCUUCGUCAAACAAAACCUCAUCACCAUACAUCGGAUGCUGCUUUCCUGUCGCGAACUACCAUUGGUGCCCACGCUGUAUCAGAUGCCGUCGACGAUCACUUCGGUGUUAAACACCUUGCAGCAACCGAGACACGCGCACAAAGUGCUCGACCUGUCGCACUUUCCCACUUUCAGGGACGAGGACGUGAACCUGGACGCCGCAGAACAGGUGCUGGAGCAGCAGCACGACGUACAGCCGGACAUACCCGCUUUCCGUAACACGUGCGGGAGCGAUUUGUAUGGGACCGUUAUUUCUGACUUGAACGUGAACGCCGAGCUAUUCAUACCUCCGUAUGAUAGGUACAGGACGUACCGCACUAUUGCUCGGGCGGACGAGAUUAAAAAAUACAAAGAACAAGAGGCUAAAAUCACUGCCUUGGGAGAAGGCAACGAAUUGAUAAAAUCCGAAGUGCUUGAAAAGCUGCAAGAAGUAAAGGCAAAGACAGAAAAGGAACUGGGCGAGCUCGCCGGAACGUCGGAGGAAGCGAGCACCUCCGAGGUCGCCGAUACCGAUACCGAGAAUCCCACCACAUCAGCGGUUGAAGUCAAAGACGAACAAAAGACGGUGCAGAGGAAACGCAAAAUGUCCACCGAGAAGAUUAAUAAAACGAAACAAGCGACCGCUGAAACUAAGCAACCGACCGAUGGGGAUAAAGCGAAGGGAACAAACAAAAACGACGACUCUAAGAAUUUCGUGAAACCGUUCCCAUAUAAGAACGCUAACUAUAAGAAGUUCCACAACGAAAGCCACAAAGCGCACAAGCAACAAAAAAUGUUUUCGAAAAAACGCAAAUAGGUUUAAGAGUUACUUAAGUAAGUUUUCAAUAAUACUUUUUUUUUCAUUUUGCA